Diuraphis noxia (Russian wheat aphid) is the source of this 3024-nucleotide messenger RNA. RefSeq lists its product as uncharacterized. The record is from RefSeq and is a predicted model, not a curated record. Gene Ontology annotation, biological process: protein ubiquitination. Gene Ontology annotation, molecular function: ubiquitin protein ligase activity. NCBI's taxonomy places the organism in Eukaryota, Metazoa, Arthropoda, Insecta, Hemiptera, Aphididae.
UCCGCGCGCGCGUUUCGUGAUAACGCGACGACGAGACGACCACGACCACCGCCGCCGCCGCCACCGAUGCCGCCGUCGGCUAUGCACUCAGUACGCGUUUGAUAUCCGUCCCCGGUGCAACUGCAGCCGUUCCGUGUUCUCCACACGUGACCACGCGUUCGUUGCCAGACCGGCCGUGCGCACAAUAUUGUACACUUACAAUAUUAAAAAUAAUAAUAAAAACAACCCGACGGUUUAUAUCAUUAAUUACACAUGCGAACCAUACGGUGCACUGUCGUUGUUUGGAUUUUUUUUUAAAAAGAAAAAUACCGCUGACGAAACGGACACCGUAAAAUCACACGGCAGUGAUACGUUAUCAUAUUUUCAUAACGAUUAGCGAUAUUAUUAUUAUUUUUUUUUUUUUAAUUUAAAUUUUUAUCCGAUCGCGAUUUCCCUGACGGGAAAUCCCGAAACGGCUACACGCUGCAGCCGUUGUCGCCACCGACGUCGCCUACUCCGCCUUCACCAUUUCAACGUAGUAAUUCACACGCUAAGAUGGAGCAUUCGCCGUAUUCGCAAAGUCCGAGUCCAUCAUCGUCAUUGGUAAACUUUCCGACACCGACAAACUUACCAGAUAUCAGAUUACACAGACCAUUUAGUCAGAUGCACGACCUCAAGCACCUACACAUCCCGUUCAAUAUGCGGUUCAUGGAGAACUACCCGGCGCUGCCCGCGCACUUGCUGCACCAUCUGCAGCCGCCGUUCUUGCAUCCGGCGCUGGACCCGCGGGUGUCGUUUUCGCCGGCGGGCGUGUUCCAACCGCUCGGCUCGCCGAGUCCACACCACCAACACCCGCACCACCAACAUCAUUCGCAUCACGCGGCCGCAGCGGCCGCGGCCAGCCUCAAGGGGUUCACUUCGGCGUUCGCACCGCCGUCCAAAUGCUACAAAAUGGACGACAAACAGACAUCGCACGCCGAAGGAGCGGCGCAACAACAACAACAACAACAACAACAGCAGUCGGGUUCGCUCCAACAGCACCAUCAACAACAGCAGCAUAAACUCCAGCAGCAGCAGCAACAACAACAACAACAACAACAACAACAACAACCGGUGCCACCGUCGUUUCCUUAUCCGCCGAGGAGGAGUCCUUGUUCACCGGGCAACAUGCCCGUGUCGCCGCCGUCGUCCAGUGCAGCGGCGUCAAUGCACCAGCAGCACAAGGACGAGUGCUCGGACAGGGACACGCCGAGUUCGGGUGCGGUCUCCGAAGACGGCAGGAUGAUCAGAAGGAAAAAACUGUCGCCGCCCAUGACGACAGCCGCGCCGUCGACGACACCGGGACCGGCCAACGGAAGUGGCUCCACGGCGGCCACCGCGACGACGGCCACCGUCAACAACAACAACAACCACAGCAACAACAACAACAACGGGUCGUCAUCGAUCAAACAGCAGCAGCAGCAGCAGCAGCAGCAGUCAUCGGCCGGUGGCCAACAGUUGAUGUCCGCGGCCGCGGCGGGUUGCUGUCCCGUGUGCGGUACGGCGCUCCGCACGGCCCACGAGCUCGAGUCACACUUUAUAUGGGAACUGGAACGGCUGUACAAGCAGGCAGCCGUGGCAGGACGACGGCACCGGAGAGGCACGCCCGACAAGUUGAGCGACAGCCACCACAUGCACGGUCUCAUGGUAUGUCCAAGGGAUGGCGGCCGACUGUCGCCAGUGGCCGGCGGCAGCAGCAGAGACGCGACGUUGCACGGCCGAUGGGAGACUUAUCAAAAAGUCAAAGCUAAUCGACACAACCGGUUGAGGAUCAAAAAUCGGAAACGAAAACCCGACGAGAUGCUGCUGACGCCGUCACCGGCGACCUGCUGCUGUCCCGUUUGUAGCGAGCCCGUGGCCGCGGCCACCCAGGAACAGAUGAACGCUCACGUGGAAAUGUGCCUCAGGAACAAAGGACAUCCAUCAGUGGCGACAGCUGGUAACGACGACGAAGACGAGAACGUGGACGUGGAAGGCGACGCCGAGACGACGAUGUACGACAUCGUAUACGGCGGCGGAAGUAGCGUAUGGCACGGCCAACAGCCGCACAGCAGGAUGAGACAGCAGCCGAUGCUCAUGCACGGUGGCGGAUACAACAGAGGUGCCGCAGCCGUGGCGAUCAACUGCACCGGAAAUCUGGCGCAGCAGCCGCCGCCUAGACAAUCAGCGACCGUUGGCGAAGACUCGACCGGUGGUGCCGAAGACGCAGUGUUGGUGGUCGACGACAACGAAAACGAAAACGGCGGCAGCUUAUACAACAAGCUGAACGAUCCGAACGCGAUGGAGGCAAUGGACUCGUGCGAAAACGUCGGACCGCUGGACGUGUCGAUCAAAAAGGAAAACACACAAGACGAAGGGACAGUGAAACCCAAAAUGGACGUUGACAAGUACUGCGCACAGUUCAACAACAACGGUCAGGUCGUCGAAGCGCUAAAAGCUCGGAUCCGGGAACUGGAGUCGAUGUCCAAAACCGGAAGCGACAAGUUUACUUGUCUGUUGUGCAAAGGAAAUUUCAAAGAUCCCGUCGUGUCGACGUCGUGCUGGCACGUGUACUGUGAAGUAUGCUGGCUACAGAUACUGGGUGCUAAAAAGCUGUGUCCGCAGUGUUACGUGAUAACGCUUCCGUCCAACUUGCGUCGUGUUUACCUGUAAAUCGGUCGGAGGGCAUUUGCAAGACGAGCCGACGGCGGAGGACGUGGCUGAAAAUGUCUCGGGUGGGCUCACCAAAGCGUCCUCGCGUCAUGAUAUUGUAUAUUUAUUUGUAAAUUAUUUCAUUGUGAUUUUUAUUUUACCCGGUUUUCCGUGUGUUCUCUUUCCGGUUUCGUUUCCAAAUUAUUAUUACUGUGUACAAACAUCGCAACGAUKUACUUAUUAUAUACUUUACACCCACGUCCCACACUAUAUCCUACGUGGUUGACGCGCGGCCUUAGGUCGCACCUAAUCGCCGCACAGCGAACGAUGUGCCCCUCUGUACAUAAUGUAAUAUAAUUUAAUAUGUGCACRUGA